Messenger RNA from Cebus imitator (Panamanian white-faced capuchin), 3354 nucleotides. RefSeq names its product cytoplasmic polyadenylation element binding protein 1 (gene CPEB1). The record is from RefSeq and is a predicted model, not a curated record. Gene Ontology annotation, cellular component: neuron projection; synapse; nucleus. Gene Ontology annotation, molecular function: translation factor activity, RNA binding; mRNA regulatory element binding translation repressor activity; ribosome binding. Gene Ontology annotation, biological process: negative regulation of cytoplasmic translation. Lineage: Eukaryota; Metazoa; Chordata; Mammalia; Primates; Cebidae. The transcript has 12 exons. The coding region runs from base 657 to 2240 and encodes 527 amino acids.
GCUCGCAUCAUCCUCAGUCCCCGUCAGAGUGAGCUGCUGUGUGCAGUCUUCUCACUCUGCCUUUGCUUGGUCUCCCGCCUGGAAUGCCAUCUCCGCCUCUGCGCUUGACUGGGGCUUCCGGUCCGCCCCUGCUCCAGUUGCCCCAGGACGCCUGCCUGGAGCCCUCGCCCUGUCCCUUGUCCUAUUUCUGUGAAACUUUCUAUUUCGGUCUGUCGGGAGCGUCUGAAGCGGUUUCCCCGGGGAACUCCGGUCCAAAGAGGGCCAGUGAUGUCUUUGGAACUUUCUGGAAUGUCCUGACUCCCGCGGCCCCCUCUGCACCGUACAGAGCAGUGAGACUAAGGUAAGUGCGCCUCCUGGAGCCCGGGUGCUAUGGUUUGGACCGAGGCUGCAGAGCUGGCUCUCGCCCUGGAGAGAUCACUGGAAGAGGAGGAGCGCGGAUACGCGGCUGUACUGACAAAGCGAUCCCGCCGCUCGCAGGGGCUUGUAAAUCGUGCCCUCUUUCGUAAGGGGGUAAUCUGACGUUCAGGGCAGACAACGACUCGGCCAGGGUCACUUAGGAAGAAGAAGCAGGAAGGAUAAAAGAUUGCUGGGACAACCAGGAAGCACCUGCUCUCUCCACAUGUAGCAAUGCCAAUAUCUUUCGAAGGAUAAAUGCCAUGUUGGAUAAUUCUCUGGAUUUCAGUAGAGUCUGCACCACACCUGUAAACCGAGGAAUUCAUGAUCAUUUGCCAGACUUCCAGGACUCUGAAGAAACAGUUACAAGCAGGAUGCUUUUUCCAACCUCUGCGCAAGAAUCUUCCCGUGGCCUCCCAGAUGCAAAUGACUUGUGCCUUGGCCUGCAGUCCCUCAGUCUGACGGGCUGGGACCGACCCUGGAGCACCCAGGACUCAGAUUCCUCAGCCCAGAGCAGCACACACUCGGUACUGAGCAUGCUGCAUAACCCACUGGGAAAUGUCCUAGGAAAACCCCCCUUGAGCUUCCUGCCUCUGGAUCCCCUUGGGUCUGACUUGGACAAGUUUCCAGCACCCUCUGUCAGAGGAUCACGCCUGGACACCCGGCCUAUCCUGGACUCUCGAUCUAGCAGUCCCUCUGACUCAGACACCAGUGGCUUCAGCUCUGGAUCAGAUCAUCUCUCAGAUUUGAUUUCAAGCCUUCGCAUUUCCCCACCUCUGCCCUUCCUGUCUCUGACAGGGGGUGGUCCCAGAGACCCUUUAAAGAUGGGGGUAGGGUCUCGGAUGGACCAAGAGCAAGCUGCUCUUGCUGCAGUCACUCCCUCCCCAACCAGUGCUUCAAAGCGAUGGCCAGGAGCUUCUGUGUGGCCAUCCUGGGACCUCCUUGAAGCUCCCAAAGACCCCUUCAGCAUAGAGAGAGAGGCCAGGCUGCACCGACAAGCUGCAGCUGUGAAUGAAGCCACCUGUACCUGGAGUGGCCAGCUUCCUCCCCGGAACUAUAAGAACCCCAUCUACUCUUGCAAGGUGUUUCUAGGAGGUGUUCCUUGGGAUAUUACAGAAGCUGGAUUAAUUAACACCUUCCGUGUUUUUGGCUCUUUGAGUGUGGAGUGGCCUGGUAAGGAUGGCAAGCACCCCCGGUGUCCUCCCAAAGGUAAUAUGCCUAAAGGGUAUGUGUAUCUGGUGUUCGAACUAGAGAAGUCUGUCCGAGCCUUGCUUCAGGCUUGCUCUCAUGACCCGCUGAGCCCAGAUGGUCUGAGUGAAUAUUAUUUCAAGAUGUCCAGCCGAAGGAUGCGCUGCAAGGAGGUGCAGGUGAUCCCCUGGGUAUUAGCAGACAGUAACUUUGUCCGGAGCCCAUCUCAGAGGCUUGACCCCAGCAGGACGGUGUUUGUUGGUGCUCUGCAUGGGAUGCUGAAUGCCGAGGCCCUGGCAGCCAUCUUGAACGACCUAUUUGGUGGAGUGGUGUAUGCCGGGAUUGACACAGAUAAGCACAAGUAUCCCAUUGGAUCUGGUCGUGUGACUUUCAAUAACCAACGGAGUUACCUGAAAGCAGUCAGUGCUGCUUUUGUUGAGAUCAAAACCACCAAGUUCACAAAGAAGGUUCAGAUUGACCCUUACUUGGAAGAUUCUCUGUGUCAUAUCUGCAGUUCUCAGCCUGGUCCUUUCUUCUGUCGAGAUCAGGUCUGCUUCAAGUACUUCUGCCGGAGCUGCUGGCACUGGCGGCACAGCAUGGAGGGCCUGCGCCAUCACAGCCCCCUGAUGCGGAACCAGAAGAACAGAGAUUCCAGCUAGAGGAGCUGGCCUUGCCCAGUGGCCUGUGGCGCCCAAAGCUGGCAGGUCAGGCAAGCAGCCUGCACCACCUGCCACUGGCGACCAGGGAGCUGGCUUCCCGAGGACAAGGGAAAAUUGUAGUCACCUUUGCACUUGCUGAAUCUGUCUUUGUUUCUGCACUAAUUAAUGCACAAUGAGUUUUGUCGGGUUUUGUUUUCUGGGGGUGUGCCAAGGGCAAGGACUCUCUGGCUUACCCUUCAAGCGACUCUGUAGUUUUCCCAGAUUUUAGUUCCUCAUUUUGCCGAUGAAAAGCAAACAAAAAAGAAAAAAAACAAAAACUACGUGUCCAGAAAGUAUUGACACGGAUGCCUACACCUAGGUUUAUUUAUUAAAAGCGCUUUUUUACAUUCCUUGCAAUACUGAUGGUGAUGAUGCGCAGGUCUCAUUGGUUUCAUUCUUGCAGUUGCCAUACAGUGCCUUUCCAUUUAUUUAACCCCCACCUGAACGGCAUAAACUGAGUGUUCAGCUGGUGUUUUUUACUGUAAACAACAAGGAGACUUUGCUCUUCAUUUAAACCAAAAUCAUAUUUCAUAUUUUACGCUCGAGGGUUUUUACCGGUUCCUUUUUACACUCCUUAAAACAGUUUUUAAGUCGUUUGGAACAAGAGAUUUUUUCUUUCCUGGCAGCUUUUAACAUUAUAGCAAAUUUGUGUCUGGGGGACUGCUGGUCACUGUUUCUCACAGUUGCAAAUCAAGGCAUUUGCAACCAAGAAAAAAAUUUUUUGUUUUAUUUGAAACUGGACCGGAUAAACGGUGUUUGAGCGGCUGUUGUAUAUAGUUUUAAAUGGUUUAUUGCACCUCCUUAAGUUGCACUUAUGUGGGGGGGGGGUUGAUAGAAGUUUUUAAUCACAAAGUCACAGGACUUUUUUCUUUUGUAACUGAGCUAAAAAGGGCUGCUUUUUGGUGAGGGCAGAUGAAGGCUCACAGGAGCCCUUUCUCUUAGGGGGGCAAGUACCCUUCCUUUAUAUCUUUAAUUUGAGGAACCUAUGAGAUAACAGUUGCAGUUGACUGAAAUGCUACUGGAAUUUGAAAACUUGACUUUUUUCUUUCUUUCCUUUUUUUUUUUUAAAUAGAAA